Penicillium argentinense is the source of this 1050-nucleotide messenger RNA. Its product is annotated as FAD-dependent oxidoreductase. Lineage: Eukaryota; Fungi; Ascomycota; Eurotiomycetes; Eurotiales; Aspergillaceae. The transcript has 3 exons. The coding region runs from base 1 to 1050 and encodes 349 amino acids. The record is from RefSeq and is a predicted model, not a curated record. Gene Ontology annotation, molecular function: D-amino-acid oxidase activity; FAD binding.
AUGGCCGAUUCCGAGACCAUUGUCGUAAUAGGUGCGGGAGUAAUCGGACUAUCCACUGCCUUGUAUAUCCAACAGUACCUGUCGCCCUCACAAUCCGUCCUUCUCGUGGCCAGAGACUUCCCCUCCCAUGAAUCUAUCAACUAUACAUCCCCUUGGGCAGGUGCACACUAUCGGCCCGUGCCCGGGUCGUCACCACAGGCGCUCCGGGAAGCCGACCAAGCAAAACGAACGUACAACUAUUUUAAGCGAGUGGCGGCUGACGAGCCGGCGGCCGGAGUGAAGCUCAUCCAAGGCAUCGAGCACCUCGAGGCGCCAUCCGCAGAAUACCUGGACAGCCAAGGCAUGCGCAAACUACAUGCCCAUUUGGAUGGUCUGCGAUACUUGACGAAAGAUGAGGUGCCCGCUGGUGUAAAAUGGAGCGUGACAUAUGGGACAUGGGUGGUCAACUCCCCGGUUUAUUGCGCGCAUAUGCUGCGCAAGUUCAUUUUGAAGGGUGGGCAGAUGAAGCAAUAUACGCUCGCCGAUGUGAGGGAGGCGUUUUCCGUCACCCCAAAAGUGAGGACGGUAGUAAAUUGCUCGGGCUUGGGCUUUGAGGACCCGAAAUCAUUCAUUAUCAGAGGCCAAACCUGCCUGGUCCGCAACCCCGUCUCUGCAACCAUCACCCGCCAGAACGCGGACGGGACUUGGUCCUUCUGCAUUCCUCGUCCACUAGAUGGCGGUACCAUCAUCGGAGGUACCAAGCAGCCCAACGAUUGGGACCCCAACCCAUCCUCAGAGACCAGAGCCCGGCUUCUCGCCAACGCAAGCAAAUGGUUCCCCUUCACUCUCGAGAGCGGGGGUCAGUUCGACGUGAUUCGAGACAUUGUGGGCCGGCGCCCCGCCCGCAAAGGCGGGAUGCGCAUCGAGGUGGAGAAGCUCGCAGAUGGCAAGAGCAUCGUUCAUGCUUACGGGGCCGGUGGGCGGGGCUUCGAGAUCUCUUGGGGCGUUGCGGAGGAUACUGCGGGGUUGAUGUUGGAGAACGGGCUGCUGAGGGCCCAGGCAGCCCUGUAG